Messenger RNA from Trypanosoma rangeli, 2439 nucleotides. Its product is annotated as putative mitochondrial RNA binding complex 1 subunit. NCBI's taxonomy places the organism in Eukaryota, Euglenozoa, Kinetoplastea, Trypanosomatida, Trypanosomatidae. The transcript has a single exon. The record is from RefSeq and is a predicted model, not a curated record. The coding region runs from base 1 to 2439 and encodes 812 amino acids.
AUGGCGGUCUCGCGGUUUGGCAACGUUGCCGACAUCGGCGGAGGCACACACACAGACGCUUUCGCAGACGCCGUGAAUGGUGGCGGCGAGGAGGAGGAUGAUGACGACAUUGACGAGAUGGCGCACCCACCCCCUACACGCCGCAGCACCACCGAAGGGUGGACGAGGGUGUUCGCGGCAGACGCGGAGGAAACACUCCAGGAGACGCAGGCAGCAGCAUAUGCACCUCCCAUCGAUGCCCUGUUGCAGACAGAGGGUGAUGCCAUGGGCCCGGCUGUGGCGCAUCCCAUCGUUGAAAGACAAGCCGUUGUUCGGUCAUUGGACCCUGCUGAGCUGGUGGAGAUGGUCGUGCUGUAUCUCCGUGCGACGGAAAAUCCCCGUCUUGUCUCUGCCGAUGAGGAGCACGUCUUGUUUCCGGUAGUCAUGGAACGGCUGAAUGAACUUCACCUUUUGCAGAUGCUCGACAUCGUGGAGUGCCACUGGGCCCGCUCGACGCUCGUUCGGUACGGCAUUGUAUUUAAGGAUAUGGUGCGUGACCGCAUCGCCCAGCUCGCAUCUGUUGCCGGCAAAGAAGCCGCACAGCCCCCGAAGCGGGCAUUGCGCGCAGAAAAUGACCCCAAUGCCAUGGAUGACCUUGACAACGCCGGGGAUGACGACGACGAUGCUGGUGAGGUCUACGCGCAUGAGGCCAAAACACCCACGCUGGACCCCAUCCUGCUUCAGGCGCGUGACGAACUAAACCCGGCCGGUGUGCUUCGCUGCAUUAUUGUCAUGGGCAUGAGUGCGGGCCGGCGAAAGAGAGACCUGCAGUUCUUUCAGGCAUUGGGGGUGUUUCUCGUGCACCACGUCAACCACUACAAGGAUCCACAUGAAUUGGUGCGUGUACUGACGGCGUUUGCACGCGCCAAGAUUGUCCCACCGAAUGGAUUCCUUGCGCUGCUUGGGCGCCGCUUCGCCGUGCUUAAUAAGCGAAAGCCGUUGGGCGCCCUUCCCAGCUAUCGCGCCUUUGUAAACCUGUACAAGAUGGGGCACGACCAGAUGAAUAACUUUAGGUUUUUGGCAAACUGCAUUUACGACACUAUCGACGCCAACGUCAAGUCCGAGAAGAAGCGCCAGAGGUUGCUGGAGUUGCAGCGCAUGCAUGGAGCGACCGACACUGACGCUGACGCCAAGGAAAUGCUCAACGCUGCAGUGCAGGCUGAAAAUACAGAGGGCGGUGGUGACGGCUCCGCGACGGUGGGUGGUGGUGAUCUAGACCCGCAGCUGUUGCAGGUGAUAAAGGCAAGGGAACGAUUCAAGCGUUUGACGGAGCUGAAGCCAUCGAUGUUUACCAAGCUCCUUCUCGUGCUUGCUCGCUUUGGGGCGCCGCACCAGCAGUACCUACGUCCCACGAUAGUGCCACUGAUCCUUCCCACGCUGCAGUGCUUCCCCCCACCCAGCUUCUCUCGACUCCUGCGGGCAUUGUACCUCUUUAGGACCACUGACCUGGAGCUUAUUGAACCCAUUAUUGACCACAUUGCUGACACUCUUGGGGCCACGGCUGUCCUUCCAGAGGAUGUGUUGGAAGUGGUUCGCAUCGUUUCCCCCGCGGAGGUGCCGUUACCGCGCAACCUCUCAAAACUUCUUAUGCUGUGCGAGGCGGUGUACACAGGUGUGGAUGUGGCUACGCCGCGGCUCAUUCUUCCGAACGAUAUGUGUGCGGUGGCCGUUGCUCUGCUGAAAAUACAGAUGAAGGAGGAGGUUCCGCUGGACGCCCUGGACCCGCUGACGCGUCUGAUGGAGGUCUUUGCGGGUCGCUUCAGUUUCCUCAUGCAGCUGCAUGUCGUCUCCCUCACGCACGUUGACAUCUUUGCAGAUCUCUGCCGACAGCUGCACCACCCUGACGCCUCUGGACGAAUUGCCAAGCUCAUUGAGGAGCGGCGAAGCCUGAGCGCCGCGGAGGGGGAUGACGAGUACUACAGUCGCCUGGACAUUGACGUGCGUGAGACGUUUCACAAGAUUAUGGUUGUGAACGAUUUCAAGACGUACGGGCAGUACCGACCGACCCCUGGAGUGCUUCAGGUGGACUUCAAGCAGGCCCUAACGGAGGUGAGCGCGUUUGAUGUGCUGGAGGCCACACACCUUUUCGUUCAGGCCUUCCCCAACACACUGCAGCCGACCGUCGUGCGGCACCUCAGUCGCAGUGUUCUUGCGAAGCUUGGCGGCGGCGGUGAGGAGGUCAUCACCGCAGACAACAAAAUGGUGCUGCGCCCACCGCGGGACCUGCUGCUCACGAAGGAGGACCUUGUCAAAUUUGUGGAGUUGGUGCAGGCAACCCCGCUAAGACGUGUGCGGGAGUCAUCGGUGGUGUGGCGCUUUAUUGCCGAAAAGGCACGCCGCUUGCAGAUGAGCGAGGUGCUCAGGACCGUUGAGCUGCAGGCUGCCGCCGCCACGGCGUAG